ACCAAAUCAUAUACAUAUACCGCGGUUUCUUAAAAAUAACAUUUAUUUAGUAUAUUUGGUUCUACCAAAUCCAAACCACUUUCUCUAUUUCGGUUUGGUUUUACCGGAUUGAACACCUUCAUUUCCACUUCAUCACUUUGUCUCGUUUCUUCCACCGAAUCUAUCACGUUUUUGGCUCCCGAUGUUUCCGACUUUUGGCUCUAAAUAGAGGGGAUUCCUUCAACGCCAUAUUCGCCGGCUCCAUUUCUCGCAGCUCACCAUUCCUUUACAGGAUGUUGGCAAGCUUGGUCUCAGAAUUCUUUCUGGCUCCUUUUUUUUUCCUUUUUUUUUUGUCGCUUCUCUGUUCGUUGUUUCUCGGUUGAAUCUCAAUUUGAGAAUUGGAUUGUCUUUUCCUUAUUUUGCCAAAGAUAGUUUCAUCUUCGUUUUUCUCUUUAUCAUUAAAGAUGUUUGUAUUAAUUGUGCAGGUAAAUCUCUCGAAUACAUAAGUGGUGGUCUGUUGAUCUCAUCCGGCUUUGUAACGGGUUCUUUUUGAAACCUUCUCUCAUUAUCAUGAUUUCGUUAGUCGAAGCUGCGGUGAAGAUUAUUAAAACUAAAGACUGAGCUUAAAUUAUAGAAAAUACGACAAAUAAAAUAAAAUCAGUCUAUAUUAUUAUUUAAUAAAAGAUUUUUCUAAUUUGUUAUGUUCUUCGUAAUCUUAUGAUGAAUCAUUAGUUUUACUCUGUACUAUUAUUGAAAACUAUAUUAAUAUUUUUUUUUUAACGUCUUAACUUUAUUGAUAUCAAAUCAAUGUAACAUAUUACAUGAAUCAUAAAUUAUAUAAAACAUGCUGUUAAUAAGAAUUUUUAAUAGAGAUAGCAGUAACACGAUGCUUCCUAGCGCAUUCGUAGGACAGGCUGAGUCGCUAGCUUUCCUCCACUUUAUUCUUGGUCUUGUAAGAUCUUGCUUGUGGCUCUCAAUUCUUGUGAGUAAAUGCUUUUUUUUCUCUAAGAAAACUAUAUUAAUAUAUAUAUAUAUAUAUAUAUAUAUUGUGACUUUUAUUAGUUUUGGCUUUCAUAUUGUUAUUUUAUUGAUAUUUUAUGAUAUUUUAUUAUGUACCUUUUAGCAUGAGAGCUUUACCUAGUUCUUUUUUUUUUGUUUAAGAGCACCUUGUUUUUAAAUAAUAGUAUAAAAGAUAUCUUUCGUUAUUAUUUUGGAAAAUAUAUUUUAAACAGGAAUAGGGAAAUUUUGAGCAAAAAAUGGAUAGGAAAAUUGGAUUCGGUAAUAACAUAUAUAUACCCCGGAUAUACUUAGGAAGGUUUAAGAGCCUCCCCCUGACCCGAUAAUGUCUCCUCCUCCUCUGAUGAAAGUCAGAAAACUAUCUUCAUUCAUCGCCGGCAAGAGACUACGAGAAGAUGAUAAUGAUCCGUCGUCACCUUCACCACUUUCUUGGCUGCCCGACGAACUUGUUUUCAAGUGCUUACUCCACGUCCCAAAAACCUACGACCUAAACCUCUCUUACGUUUCCAAAACCCUAAGGUCUCUUGUUCGCUCUCCUGAGCUCCUCCGUUUGCGCUCUUCCCUCCCUAAAAACUCCAUCUAUGUCUACUUCCGCGAAAAAAAAACUCUUAAACCGAAACAAUAUUGGUUCACUCUCCGUCCGAUUCAGAGCUCGAAACGGGAGAUUGAGUAUCAGUUGAUUCCGGUUAGUAACUUCCCUUCUCAUCCUUUUAUGUACAACUCUUCAGCCGUAGCGGUUGGAUCAGAGAUAUUCUUCGUUGGUGGAUUAUCCGAACCUUCUUCUGAUCUUUGGAUUCUUGAUACUCGUUCGGGAGAGUUAGCUCAAGGACCAAGCAUGAAGGUGGCUCGAACUUGUGACUCCGUUGUCGGAGUAAUCAACGGGAAGAUACACAUGAUCGGAGGGUGCCUAAACAAGAAGAUUCAAGUCGAGGUUUACGAUCCAAAAAAGCGAAGCUGGACAGUAGGCAAGGGUCCUGACGAGAGGUUUCGACUCAGACUAAUGACAACGCAGUUAACUGCGUCGCUCGGUUGGAAUAUUUAUUCUGCUGAAACUGCGAAAAUCAAUGUGUACAAAGCGAGACAAGGUGGAAGACUGGAGACUGUGAAGAUGCCGAGUGAUGUUGUCUGGUGCAUGUGCGUGGUCGCUGAUUUGCUUUAUGUUUACUAUUUUCGUGAAGGGUUGAUGUGGCUUGAUGCAAAGAGUAAGAUAUGGAAAAGAGUAGUUGGUGUUGGCUGUAAUGAUUUGAAGGCACUUGAUGUUAAGUUUCAUGACGCUGUAAUGGCGGAAUAUAAUGGAAAGCUGGCGAUUUUGUGGCCCGAGGCCGAGGGUAUUCAUUUAGUUAAGCCGAAGAUAAGGAUUAGGUGUGCGUUGAUCGCGUUGGAUUGGGUUGGAGAUGGAAUGCGUGGGAGGAUUGAGUGGUCUGGCACCGUAGCCGAAAUGCCAGAUAAUUAUUCUUUUCAUAAAAUUUUUGUUGUUUCUGGGUGAGGUCCAUUUAUUGUUUAGUCACCCUUCCCCGCUAUUUGUAAAAUAUGGUUUAUAUAUUGACACACGAUGCUGUAACAUGAGCUCUGCCUGACUGUUUUUUUUUUUUUUGAGAAACAA
Messenger RNA from Brassica napus (rape), 2599 nucleotides. RefSeq names its product F-box/kelch-repeat protein At2g22050-like. The transcript has a single exon. Gene Ontology annotation, molecular function: protein binding. The record is from RefSeq and is a predicted model, not a curated record. NCBI's taxonomy places the organism in Eukaryota, Viridiplantae, Streptophyta, Magnoliopsida, Brassicales, Brassicaceae. Bases 1322 to 2482 code for a protein of 386 amino acids.